Messenger RNA from Rhinopithecus roxellana (golden snub-nosed monkey), 2761 nucleotides. RefSeq names its product SIX homeobox 1 (gene SIX1). Gene Ontology annotation, biological process: regulation of transcription by RNA polymerase II. The transcript has 2 exons. Gene Ontology annotation, molecular function: RNA polymerase II cis-regulatory region sequence-specific DNA binding; DNA-binding transcription factor activity, RNA polymerase II-specific. Bases 297 to 1151 code for a protein of 284 amino acids. Gene Ontology annotation, cellular component: nucleus; transcription regulator complex. NCBI's taxonomy places the organism in Eukaryota, Metazoa, Chordata, Mammalia, Primates, Cercopithecidae. The record is from RefSeq and is a predicted model, not a curated record.
CAGAAACCAAGUUCCCCGGCAACUAGCAGCAUCCACCGGGCUGGAGGUCGGAGGCAGCAAGGCCCUAAAGGCUACUGAGUGCGCCGGCGGUUCCGUGUUCAGAGCGUACCCUACUCCUCCGCCUUCUCUUGCUUGGCUGCCCACCUCUAAGUUCUGACUUGGGUUUUCGCCUUUGCAAAGCCUAAGGAGGAGGUUAGGAACAGCCGCGCCCCCCUCCCUGCGGCCGCCGCCCCCUGCCUCUCAGCUCUGCUCCCUGCCGCGUGCGCCUGGGCCGUGCGCCCCGGCAGGCCCCAGCCAUGUCGAUGCUGCCGUCGUUUGGCUUUACCCAGGAGCAAGUGGCAUGCGUGUGCGAGGUUCUGCAGCAAGGCGGAAACCUGGAGCGCCUGGGCAGGUUCCUGUGGUCACUGCCCGCCUGCGACCACCUGCACAAGAACGAGAGCGUGCUCAAGGCCAAGGCGGUGGUCGCCUUCCACCGCGGCAACUUCCGUGAGCUCUACAAGAUCCUGGAGAGCCACCAGUUCUCGCCUCACAACCACCCCAAACUGCAGCAACUGUGGCUGAAGGCGCAUUAUGUGGAGGCCGAGAAGCUGCGCGGCCGACCCCUGGGUGCCGUGGGCAAAUAUCGGGUGCGCCGAAAAUUUCCACUGCCGCGCACCAUCUGGGACGGCGAGGAGACCAGCUACUGCUUCAAGGAGAAGUCGAGGGGUGUCCUGCGGGAGUGGUACGCGCACAAUCCCUACCCCUCGCCGCGCGAGAAGCGGGAGCUGGCGGAAGCUACUGGCCUCACCACCACGCAGGUCAGCAACUGGUUUAAGAACCGGAGGCAAAGAGACCGGGCCGCGGAGGCCAAGGAAAGGGAGAACACCGAAAACAAUAACUCCUCCUCCAACAAGCAGAACCAACUCUCUCCUCUGGAAGGGGGCAAGCCGCUCAUGUCCAGCUCAGAAGAGGAAUUCUCACCUCCCCAAAGUCCAGACCAGAACUCGGUCCUUCUGCUGCAGGGCAAUAUGGGCCACGCCAGGAGCUCAAACUAUUCUCUCCCGGGCUUAACAGCCUCGCAGCCCAGUCACGGUCUGCAGGCCCACCAGCAUCAGCUCCAAGACUCUCUGCUCGGCCCCCUCACCUCCAGUCUGGUGGACUUGGGUUCCUAAGUGGGAAGGGACUGGGGCCUCGAAGGGAUGCCUGGAGCAGCAACCACUGCAGCGACUAGGGACACUUGUAAAUAGAAAUCAGGAACAUUUUUUGCAGCUUGUUUCUGGGGUUCUUUGCGCAUAAAGGAAUGGUGGACUUUCACAAAUAUCUUUUUAAAAAUCAAAACCAAUAGCGAUCUCAAGCUUAAUCUCCCUCUUCUCUCCAACUCUUUCCACUUUUGCAUUUUCCUUCCCAAUGCAGAGAUCAGGGGAUAAAAAAAUAAAAUAAUAAUAAUUUUAAAAAACCCAAACAAACAAAAGCACCCAGGCACCCAGUCUCAGUUCUGGGCAACUGAUACGCCUGUGUCAGCAGUCUUUCUUUUUUUUUUCAAUGAACGGGAAUUACAAAUCAACUGGAUUUUCAUUAUUUACUUUUAAUUUAUAUAUGGAGAAAUGUGUUGUGAAGAGGAAAAGGAAAUGGAGAGAGAAAGAGAAAGGGAGAUAAAAAUAGUGAAAAUAAGAGCCUCCAGGCUCAGAAGAACUGAUUACAUUCUUAAGGUGAAUAGGAAAAACACAAUCUAUGACUUUGAUGAGGAAAAAUUAAGUUUACAUUUUUCAUAUUUAGUGUUAAACAAUUUAAUGUAGAUUAAAAGAACAGUAUUAGGAGGAAAAAACAAGUGCCUAAAUGUCUUAAUGCUCUCUAUGUGAGACAGAAAUAGACGUGACCGUUAGUAAUGCAACUAUUUUUGUCAAAUUUAGUGGGAUUUUUUGGUUGUUGUUUGUUUUCUUGGGUUUUUUUUUUUUUUUUAAUGACAAACUCUAAAAAUGUACCAAUGUGAAAAAACACUUUCCUGAAUGCCAUUACUCAUGCCCUCAAAGCUUUCAUAUCUGUAGCCUACUCCUGUUAAGGGUUUCUUCUGUUUCUAGUUUCUAGUUUGCAAAGGUAUGCCAACGAAUCUGGCAACCUGGUAUUUGUUACUAAAACAGCAUGUGUUUUCAGGUUUCUUUUCUAUUGUACCUAAAGCAGUCUAAAUUAAAACUUAGUAGAACACCAGGAGUAUGAUUCUGUUUCUGAAAGGUGAGUGGUGUAUUGCUAUCAUUGGGCCCUAUUUAAAAAAAAAAAUACUUUUUUUUCUUUCUUACUUAAUGGUGGCUGUGAAUUGCAGGGUACUUUGAAGGCCAUCAUCUGAACCAAGAGUAGUAACUAGAUUAAUUAUAUGACAGAAAGAGUGAAUUUAGCCUUGGGGUAUUUAUUAACUUUUAUUAUUUAGAUAUGCAAUUUUGUUUACCACUAUCUCUUCACAGCAUUCAUAUGUUAACUAAGCUCUUUUGUGUUAACAAGUUUAUGACAAGACUGUGAAAGUAAAAAUAAUUUAUCUGCUUGAAGACAAAAAAAGGGAAGGAGAACAGGGAUAGAAACAUUGUGAAUUAAUUUGUACAAAUAGAAAGCAGACCAGAAGGACAGGAGCUCUUUUGCAGUGCUGCCGGAUAGUGUCUAGAAAAAUCCCAGUAAUCAUGUAGGCUCCAUAUUAUUUUUGCCUGAGGCGAAAUGAUGUAUCUUCUGUAUUUAGCUUUUAAAAUUAGUGAAACAAAUGGCAUUAUUUAUUAAAAUUCUACUCAGGAUAACAGGA